UGAGAACUUAAAUAAAUGGUCUUGAGCCCAAGAUAGGAGGUACCUUACCUUCUAAUGAGCUACGCAGUAGAAGAUGGUUCACGUGGACUUCGACAUAAUUCCAAACUGCGGGUGUCUCCUGAGCAAAGCAAACGCAGCAAUGGACUCAGUAAAUAUUUACAGUUUCUGAUGAUCCCGUUUCGGGUGGCUUGACGAGAAAGGACAGCCUUUCAAAGCUGUACUUCUCAACCUAAUCGUGCUCUCUGCAAUCGACCUCCAGUCGUCAGCCCUCGAGUCGCCUUCUCUUUUCUCUCACCUACUUCUUCCGCCUUCAUCGAUGGUAACUGUGAGAUAAAUUUGCCGCUAUACAUGAGGUUGCCUUAGAAAGUAUCUUCAUAGUACCUGGGUACCAGUGAAUCGGUCUCUCACCUGUCCCCACCAGCGGGGGCCAGGGUAUACACAUGCCUAAAUACGAGCUCUCUCUCAUUCCUGGCGUGCAGGCGGAAAUCGACGCCAAAUUCCAUCCGGAGGCAGAAUAUGCCGUCCUUCAGCCGCCUGAGUUGGAACAGUGCCAUGAAACACCCGAAAUCAUCUCGUGGUCCCAAUGUCUCGGAGCUUCUCAACUGGUCGGGCCUCUCAAACGCCGACAUGAGCUAGGCGAUCCGACCAUGACCGGGGAACACGCCGGACCGGCUCCGGGUCCCGUAGGAAACCCCAUAGAUUUCUCGCAAGAUAUCCGGGAAGAGGAGGAAAUUGGCUCAUCGCACCCACAGGCCCCGCCGCAACGGGCCACAGUACCAUUUACAUUCCUCUUGUUCCCCCCAGAGAUCCGCAACAUAAUCUACGACAUGUCCCUGGAAUUGCCGGAUUCCCACACACUCUACAGGGACUACAACAGACAGAUCGGGAAGUACUACGUCAGGAGGUCGAUGAGGGUCGAGGAGGAGUUCCCGGUCUACCACGGCCGACUCCGAACCUCCACCAAUCUUACUCCUGUGCCGGGCCAUCAUGAGGGAGUGCCUCCCGGUCCUCAAGACCCGGAACCUGGUUGUCGACCGCCAGCCGCCGUGACUCCCGGGCGCGAGCCGGCCAAGAUGCUCUGCCAGUUCCUCGGCGUCCAGACUCUGCAGAGCCUGCGUUUCCUCGAGGUCCGACUCGCCCUCGGCCACGGAAAGCACGGCAGCGGAUGGGUCUGGUCCGAGCUCCUCGUCGAGCUAGUCGCGAUCCUGCUCCGGAAGAACGUGUUCGAGAAGCUGCGGUUCGUCAUCUCCAUGCACAGGCUGAACGAGCGCCAUCUCUGGUUCGAGGAAGGCGUGUAUCUGGCCAUCAUCCAAAUUGCAGAUCUCGCCAAAAAGAACCUGACGUUCUGGGCUCCCGGCAAGGUCGAGGUGGAGGUUUGGAUGGUCAUCCGUGAUACUACUUACAAGAUAGAUCUGUCUAAUACAGCUCGCUUAAGUCUGGGCGGAGAGACUCGGCAUUAUCCAGACAAGUACAUCUGGCCGGGCUCCUCGAGUUUGUUUGACUUCUUAUGAUUGCAAGACCAUCCAGGGGGGUGUGGUUGGGCGAUGUAUGAAGAUGUAAGCUAACACAUCCGGUUUUGUCACGGUGUAGGUGAUUGGUUUUUGGGGAGGGAAACGACUUAAAGACUCGCAACCAUACCCCAUGAGUUAUG
Molecule: messenger RNA, 1651 nt
Organism: Phialemonium atrogriseum
Lineage: Eukaryota; Fungi; Ascomycota; Sordariomycetes; Cephalothecales; Cephalothecaceae
Exons: 3
Coding region: 441-1511 (356 amino acids)
Source: RefSeq, a predicted model, not a curated record